Molecule: messenger RNA, 585 nt
Organism: Brugia malayi
Lineage: Eukaryota; Metazoa; Nematoda; Chromadorea; Rhabditida; Onchocercidae
Gene: Bma-rab-18
Product: Ras-related protein Rab-18A, putative
Exons: 7
Coding region: 1-585 (194 amino acids)
Molecular function (GO): GTP binding; GTPase activity
Source: RefSeq, a predicted model, not a curated record
AUGAAUGACGAAGGUGCAGCAAUUACAACGUUGAAAAUUUUAAUCAUCGGUGAAAGUGGUGUCGGAAAGUCGAGCUUGAUGUUGAGGUUUGUGGAUGACACAUUUGAUCCGGAAAUUGCUGCUACAAUUGGAGUUGACUUUCGAGUUACAUCAAUGAUGGUUAAUCAGAAUCGGGAUACUGCUGGACAAGAACGGUUUCGUACUUUAACACCAAGUUAUUAUAGAGGAGCUCAAGGAGUGAUAUGUGUAUACGACGUAUCAAAUCGUCAAACAUUUGAACGACUUAGCCAUUGGAUGAAUGAAGUAGACACAUAUUCAACCAAAACAGAUGCUGUAAAAAUGCUCAUUGGAAAUAAAAUUGAUAUAUCAAGUAGAGAGGUUACUCGAGAAGAAGGAUUGGAAUUUGCGAAAAAGCAUCGCAUGCUGUUUAUAGAAGCAAGUGCUAAAACUCGUGAAGGUGUACAGUGCGCAUUUGAGGAACUUAUUGAAAAGGUUCUGCAAACACCUGGACUGUGGGAUAGCGAUCGAUCGGCUUUUGCUCUCGGUGCUGCUGCAGAUCAGACUAUUGGUAAUUGCACAUGUUGA